Messenger RNA from Engraulis encrasicolus (European anchovy), 3744 nucleotides. RefSeq lists its product as uncharacterized. The record is from RefSeq and is a predicted model, not a curated record. Gene Ontology annotation, biological process: positive regulation of focal adhesion assembly; integrin-mediated signaling pathway; regulation of cell migration. Gene Ontology annotation, molecular function: GTPase activator activity; integrin binding. Gene Ontology annotation, cellular component: membrane raft; focal adhesion; external side of plasma membrane. The transcript is spliced from 4 exons. The coding region runs from base 101 to 607 and encodes 168 amino acids. NCBI's taxonomy places the organism in Eukaryota, Metazoa, Chordata, Actinopteri, Clupeiformes, Engraulidae.
UGGGCAGCGCGCCAAUGCAGCUCUGAGGACGGGACAGUGGAAGGGCGCGAUUUUGCAUCUUCAGCCUGCGGGAGGAGGACCAAAAGCAAGGACCAAAACAAUGGAAGCACAUCCAAUCACAAUUGUCAGUCUCCUUAUAGUGUUCUCCAACACGGUGAAAGGCUUCUGGUUCACGCCGCGUGGCCCUCAGAUAUACUCCUGCCUCACCUACACAGAGAAGAACCUGCGGGUGGACUGUGAGUUCCCACUGACCGAGCAGAUCCCAGGGCCGUACUGCGAGUUCAAGCAGGAUGGAAAGAUCAUCGGGACCACGUACCCCAACACUCCCUCGUACCUCAUCCCCACCCUGGAGGUGAGGCGUCGGGCUAACGUCUCUCUGGUGUCCCCCACUAUCUGCCGCCUCACCUGGGCCCCCAUGGCGGACGAGAGGUCUUACACCUACACUUGCAGGAUCUAUCAGGGCAGCAGCUGGAAGGAGAACAGCAUGGCUUUCCACCAGAGAAAUGUUCUUGUCUGCUCGGCCAUAAGCAUAGUAUCCCAGGCAGUGCCAUGGCUUUUGGGGAUUCUCAUAUCACUUCCUGUGUCUUUGGGAUCGCUGUCAGUAUGAUGAGGUGCGCUGCACACAAGAAGCAAGUCCAGACCAACUUUGAAGAUCAUUUCCUGUUAUUUUUUGGCCAAGAUUUUGUUUAUAUUCAUAUUGUUUAAAAUCAACACUAUCAUUUCUGGGCAUACAAUUGAACAUUACACAUGUACGGUACUGAUAACAAUCACAGUAGAAAUGUUUCACAUCAUAGAUUCCACAAGAGUUUUGUGAAUACUAGGGCUGUAACGAUAUUGUAUCGAACCGAGAAAUCGUGAUACUCAGAGUCACGAUACUGUAUCGCGAUACAAGGAGGCAGUAUCGUGAUACGCCCUUCCAAAGUUUUGUUACCCAUUAGUCCAGAAAGCAACCUUACGAUUUGAUGUGAUAGUAUGACCAAGCUUCAAUGGAGAUACAUUUCAGAAAUCGUGAGGUGUAUCGAACCGUUGGUCAAAAAUCGUGAUACGAACCGAAUCGUGAGUUGAGUGUAUCGUUACAGCCCUAGUGAAUACCUCAAAAAAAAGUCAGUCUCUGGUUUAGAGCAAUGUAGAACAUGGGGUCACGUGUGGACGAAUUCAGCUACACUGGUUUCUGAUUCUGAUAUAAUCACAUUCAUGACCAUAGACAUAGUCUCAUCCAUCAGGUGUUCAGAGGGCAUAGUCAAAGUGGUAUAGUUGGUAAGAUCACAAAGUAGCCUAAACUGACAUACAAGUACUAACAUAUUGUCCCGUGCUCUCUGGAGCUGGACUCUUUUAAGUAGUCAUACUGAGCAUAGCUGACAGACAUUAGGUCCAGAAGAUGAUCAACAUUGAUUCUGAGGCAGGAUUUUGAUUGGUUUUCUUGUCUGCUAUCCAGGGUAUUUGAUUUUUGCAUUGACAAAUUACGUACUUCUUGUAUUAUGCCUUUGAAAGUAUCUGUGAUAGCAGGGUGUGAUUUGUCAGAAAACCAGAAGGGGGGAUAUGUUUCAGAUUUUAAGCAAUAUCAAUGGAAUAAUAUUAAACUGUGAUUAAAAUUAGGUGUUAAAAAUGGCAAUAUCAAAACCAGAAGGGGGGACAAUCCUCCCCAUCAAAAUCCCCCCCUACAAAUCACACCCUGUGUGAUAGCACCUUUAGUGUUCAUAAUGGAUCAUAUAUGAACGAUUCAGAAAACUGCUAAGUAGCUGCUCAAACUUAAGAUGCAUUUAUACUACCAGAAAAUGGUCCACUUACAUAAUAGGCCUUUAGAUCUGUAGUGUGCCAAUGGCCCACUGACCAACAACACAGGCAGUAUGUUCUAGGUUUACAUUUACCAAAAUAUAAACAUAUAUUCAUUGUUUUUGUGUGUUCACGGUUAUGCUUUUUCUCCAACCACAACUUCAACUCAAACUUUUGUACUUUUUAAGACUUCUUGAAACAGAUGUUUAUAUCUCAUUUACAGUGUAAUUUACCGUAAUGGCUUUCAGUUGUGCACUGCAAACAACAAUAUUACGGUAAAUUGUAAAACAGCCAGUCAUCUGUUUCAUCUCUUGGUGCAUUUGUAUUUUUGAACAGUCAUGUAAUAUCCUUCACAGAUCAGCCUGCGAAGAUCCCAGGCUCUGUGGCAGGACUGGGCUGAGACAAAAAAGAAAACGGUUUGGGCAUUUUGUCUUAGACCGGCCUCUAAACAUAUAUACAGUAUAUGGGAGCUGGGUGGCUUUCAUGCCAUAUUCCCAUUGGUUCAAGUCCACUGUAUAUAUUGAAGACAGACCAAUGGGCUGUCCUCCUUAAAAUGUUGGCCAAUCUAUUAGAACAACAAAAACAACAACAACAAAGUAACAAGACUAAUGGCCUCUUCUGACCGUCAUCCCACUGGUAAAUGCCCUUUAUGCCGGAUGGCCAGUCCAGCCCUGUUCUGUGAUAAUGGUUCCUUGAUAAUAGAAGGAAACGGAUAUGAUGUCGCACUUUGCUUUAAUGGCUGUUCCCAUUUACUCUCCCUCCCUCCUACUGCUACAAACUCCUCUGCGUUGGCCCUUUUUCUGUAGUGCAUCACUGAAAACAAAGCAACUCUAAUGGGCACUGCCACGUCCUUUAAUCUAAUCUGCGCUAGAAUUUGGCUUCGGGAACGCAUCAUUAUGGCUGAAGGGCUGAUGGAUUGUAUUUCUUUUCUGACGUAGUGCUGCACGAUUCAGCGUUGAAAUUAGAUAUCAGCUUCACCACCCCGUUUGGUCAAGGGCAGUGGUAGAAGAGACAGGGAAAGAGGUGGCUGUGUACGGUACUCUGUAUUGAGUAGGUUUGUAUCAAUUGUGUGUUCAAAGUUGAUCACAAAUGGCCCUACCGUGACUCUAACAGUAGGGCACUGGGCUGCUACGCCUGCAACCCGGGUUCGAAUCCAGCCUGGGUCCUUUGCCAAACCUUCCCCAUCUCUCUCUCCACUCGUUUCCUGUCACAUCUCUCACUGUCCUAUCAUAACACUAAUAAAAGAUUGAAAAAAGUUCAUCACAAAUGGCCAUCUCCAUUAAUGCAGUGUUUCCUGUAGAGAGGCACCAAGGCUUUAAAGGCCAAUACGCUUUAAAAGACUCAUUCAUGCCCUUCCCUGCCAUUAAACACUGGUGCUCUAUCACUUGCCCCUGGUGAAGCCAUGCAGGCAUUGCAGUCAGCGCAUCUUAACAAGUUUGCAAACAAAAUAAAAACUAACUUUCAUAACUAAAACACACAUCCAUGCCUAGCCUACACCCAUGGUCAUUGUGUCUAAAAGCAAAGGCCUAUAGCAGUACGGGACUGUUAGCUGAUUUGUGGUUGAAUAAUGCUGUUUUUUUAACUCAUGUGCUUCAUGUCAUGUCGCACGCACACACAUACACACACACACGAAUGCAUGCACGCACGAACACGCACACACACACACACACACACACACACACACACACACACACACACAGCUUUCUUCAUCAUCACCAGUCACUUUAUCCAUAAAUAAUGCAUGCCUUCCACUCUGUGCCUUUUAUGAUAUUGCCCUACACUAUUUUAUUAUUAUUAUUUCUGGCUGCGCUUCAAGAUUCAUCAUUACUUAAGAUGGAUUUUCAAUUGCAACACACACACUCACACACCCAGAACAGGCAUUUCUCUCCAUGCCCAUGUAUCUGCCUCGCACUGCACUUACGUACGCAAGGACCAUUGUAGAAAAAAAUAGCAAGACAGAAAUAAAGAUAU